CAAUCGCUUGUUUGUAACAGCGGUCCAAAGCGCGCACCCGUCAGCGGCGGAGAAGAGAGGACAGAAGGCGGCAGAAAGACAAAUAAAGACCAAUUAACCGAUUUUCUGAAAACCUGCUCUUAAAUUAACGCCAGGAUGUCGGAGGAAAAGCCAAAGGAGGGAGUCAAGACUGAGAAUGACCACAUCAACCUCAAGGUUGCAGGGCAAGAUGGGUCAGUGGUCCAGUUCAAAAUCAAAAGACACACACCCCUCAGCAAACUAAUGAAGGCGUACUGUGAACGGCAGGGUCUCGCGAUAAGGCAGAUCAGAUUCAGGUUUGAUGGCCAACCUAUCAAUGAGACGGAUACACCUGCACAGCUGGAGAUGGAAGAUGAAGACACCAUAGAUGUAUUCCAGCAGCAGACAGGCGGGCACUGCUAGGCCCCCCUCCCCACCUCAUUGACAGCCACCCUCAGUCUACGCCCUCAGCCACCCUCACUGUCCCUUCCCUCCCCAUCGCUCCUCUCAGCCUCUUAUUAUUAAUAUUAUUAUUAUUAUUUCUUCCCUUUAAAGAUGUCUGUUAUGGUUUCUCGUCAGGUUUGUGGGGGGACGGGGUGGGAUGGGCUCCUCAGCUGUUUAUAUACUGUCUCAGCAAGGACUGAACUUUUGUGAGCUUCUACAGUCUCUCUGCUGAUCAAUCAGGACGUCAUUUUCUUCUGCUACCGACGGCUGUGAUUGGACCACCACCGCGUCGCAGCCGUUCCUGGUUUGUCAGUGCUUCUGGUGUGCUCUCCAGAGAAAUCGUAGUAUUUAGUAGUUUGUCACAAUUUCUCAUCCGUCAGGGUCGAAUGCUUGGCUCUGCAAGAUUUUUGUCCAGGUGUCACAGUCAGUGGGCAGGAAAUGCUUUGAAGUGGAAGCACUAUUUGAACUUAAUACACACCCGCCUUCCAUUUCACCUCGCUUUCUUGUUUUUUUUGUUUUUUUGUCUGAGCAGUGACCCCUGCUCGCCUGUCAAAAUGUAUUUUAAUUCUCUGCAUUUUAGGUGCUUUUGCUAAAGAGUUCUGCAAUGUUUUUGUAUUUUUUGAUCCUUCUUUUAAGAAUUAACAACCAGGGGGCUUGUUGCUUUUUUUCCUGUACAGAAGUAUCGAAGUGGAUGUUAGAUAAAUGUUGUGGGGCUUGGACCAAUACUCCAAAGACAGAACUUCUGUUUCAUAUUUCAUGAUUCAACUCUUCAGGCAGGUUGUUUAUUAAGGGAGUUUGUAUUUCAUUGAUGUUAUUUGCUUCCUUUUUGACUUCAUAUUGAUAUAAGUUCUUCAUAGGUAUCCGGUACAUACUAUAAUUUCUUCAUCCAGAUUAAGGCUUGGUUUGUUUGGGAGGGAAAGCUGCAUCCUUUUACUGCGGCUGGUUGGGGUCUUUUUUUCCCCACCUAUUUUCCAACAAAGCAGGUCAGUGCUAGAUCCCUGUGGUGUUCUUAAAAGCAGCUCAGCUUGCAGGGUUUUUCAUUAUAGGGUGGCAGUACUUGGUAUCCUGUGGGUGGAGAUAACUGGAAGGCUGUUCCUUGAUGCUCUUUUGGGGUACUCAUCUUGUAUUGUCCCUGGGUAUGUAGGCUGACAGUACCACUGCUUCUAGAUGUUCUGAUAAGGAAUGGCUUCCAGUUUAAUUAAGGAUAUCCACAUAAGUCAGUACACUUUCACUGCUGUAUAUCAACUGUCAAGCUCUUUCCUCAUGUUAAAAGUGCAGGCCAUUUCUUUAUAAACAGUAGAGACAUCCAAAGUGGUGAUAAGGGUCUCUAAUAACAUUUUGGAGAUGGAUGCAUGCAAUUUGUUGCAUAUCGGGAGGACAGGGAGGCCAACCAAUGGAGUUUAGGAGCUAAGUGUUCUGUACCCACAGGGCUCCGUUCUUCAUCCGCUGAUAAGAGUUGGCUUCAUUUAUGGCUUGGCAUGAGCUGGGACCUUUCACAUCAUUCAGGAGUAAAUUGUAUCUAGUUGAGCAAGUAGUGCUUCCCUCUAAAACUGCAGAAAUAAAAGCUGAUCAAGCACAUUAUUUUCGAUUUAUUUAUAGAUCAGGAUGUUGCUUUAUUCAUAAUCAAAUUAAUCAAAAUGCAAAGUAAAAAAUGCAAUAAAGAUCAGAAGUUUGUGGUGCAGUAUACACCACUGGUAUUUAGACGUUCACGAUACAGUAUGAGGUAAAAAGAUAAAGAAAAAGUUGCAGUUCCCUUAGCUAAGUUCAAAGUUUUUGUUUCCAAAAAGGCUUCCUGACUUAAAUAUAGUUCUCCAGCCACUUUAGAAAGGUGCCCUUCUUUUAAUUAAAGCAUUACAUAUGCAGGAACUGCCAUUACUAUUUAACAUUUCCACAUCAACACUUUAUUUCAAAAGUUUUGCUGCUCAUCCCUCCCAGAUUCUUUUUUUUUCCCUGUUUUACAAAAUAAGAGCACAGUCAUAAAGACAGCCUCCCACUGAAAGACUGAUGUAGGAGCUGAACUUUGUCACGUGUGAAGAACGGGGCCCAGGUCUUGUCAUGUUAUUUGUUUCUCUACUGAUUUGUACAUUAUUUGUGGUCUUUUACUACUGUAUACAAUAAAUAUAGUUUGGUACUCAGA
Cheilinus undulatus (humphead wrasse) is the source of this 2578-nucleotide messenger RNA. RefSeq names its product small ubiquitin like modifier 3a (gene sumo3a). Gene Ontology annotation, molecular function: protein tag activity; ubiquitin-like protein ligase binding. Bases 136 to 420 code for a protein of 94 amino acids. The transcript is spliced from 4 exons. NCBI's taxonomy places the organism in Eukaryota, Metazoa, Chordata, Actinopteri, Labriformes, Labridae. Gene Ontology annotation, cellular component: nucleus. The record is from RefSeq and is a predicted model, not a curated record. Gene Ontology annotation, biological process: protein sumoylation.